CGUGAUCGUGCUGACAGUUGAUCCUAAUUUGUGGUGUAGUCAAUACGUCAUUCUGAGUCGCGAUAAUUAGGCAAUUGAACAGUUAUCGAGUGAAACUAAAGAGAAUUAGAUUUAAUUUGUUGUCGAGAUGAUGGUUCAGUUUACAAAACGACAGUGGCUGACUCUCAUUGUCAUCAGUAUCGCGGAUUUUGCUAAUGCUGUCUGUGUGUCGCUACAGGCACCGUUCUAUCCCCAGGAGGCGGAGAAAAAAGGUGCUUCCCCAUCAGAAUACGGUCUGGUAUUCGGAAUAUUCGAGUUCGUGGUGUUCAUCAUCAGCCCCAUAUAUGGACAACACUUGAAUAGAAUUGGCCCGAAGGUGCUGUUCAACGGCGGGAUCUUGACGACAGGAACAUGUGCCAUAUUCUUCGGAUUACUCGACAGAGUUGAUGGUCACUAUCCUUUCAUAAUUCUAUCUUUCGUGAUCAGAAUUGUAGAGGCACUUGGCAAUGCCGCCUUUCUCACAGCGAGCUUUGCCAUCAUUGCUAAGGAGUUUCCGGAUAAUGUGGCUACAACGUUUGCCAGUUUAGAAACAUUUUUUGGAUUGGGACUGAUUGUUGGACCCACCGUUGGUGGCGCUUUAUAUCAGGUGGGUGGAUAUACUACGCCGUUUGCCGUCCUAGGAUCAGCUCUAUUUUUAGCAGCUAUAAUUACAGCAUUUGUAUUACCAGUUCAUGAUAACGCACCGGUGGAUGAUCCUAAAUCUGGAGGAUUCACUAAGGUUCUUAAGAUCCCAGGUGUAAUGGUAGCCACAGCCUCAAUAAUAGCAACAAGUAUGAGCAUCGGAUUUCUCCAGGCAACUCUCGAGCCUCAUUUACGAGUAUUUAAUCUGAGUCCAGUUGUUCUUGGUCUAAUGUUUGUGAUAAACGGUGGAAUCUACGCUCUCACGGCACCUGCGUGGGGCUGGCUGUGCGAUAGAAAGUGCACGCCGAAGAUUGUAACAGUAGCAGGCUGUCAACUCAUAAUGGCUGGCUUCAGUUUAAUUGGGCCUGCUCCAUUUAUUCCUUCAGAAACAAAAAUCUGGUUAACGAUUGUCGGCCUUGUUAUCCACGGAUUGGGGAUGGCUGCUCAAUUGGUAGCAAGUUUCAGUGAUGCUUUGAAUACAUCAAUAGCUCAUGGUUUUCCGAAUAAUCUCGAAACAUAUGGCUUGAUAAGUGGUUUAUGGACAAGUGCUUUUGCAUUAGGUGCCUUCAUCGGUCCCAGUAUAGCAGGAAUUCUCUUGAACAACAUUGGAUUCCGAGAAGCCUCAAUGUUCAUUAUCGUCUUGCAUUUAUUAGUGGGCAUUACCGCAGCAGUAUUCCUUUUCUGUUGUUCCCGAACUCCAAAACCUUUUACGGAGAUCGGUGCAGACGACGAGCUACGCGUAGCCCUGACAGACAGUGGCAGAUCACACAGUACGAGUUCAUUCAUACGUGGCCAUCGUCAAGGUGUCCCAAUCGAUCGUCCGAGUGGCAUGAAUUCUCUGAUUGCAUGCAAUAGCUAUUCAAACCGUGCGGGCGCAUGGUCGAGGGCUUCAUACAGUGGCCGAUUCACUCACAGUUAUGGCUCCAUCGAGGCCAAACGAUACCUAGAGAGGACAACGUGAUAGUUCACUCGACAAAUGCAAACGUUUUACCUGAUUUAGUCAUGUAAAUUAGAGAAUGAUCCAAAGACAUUUUUAUGGCAAUUUAGGCAUCUCGUGACAAUUGUAUAUAUUUGUGUUCUUAUUAAGAAGCAGUAUCCACAUCGUUUGAGUGCAGCAAAAUUCUUUGUUGUUUAUUGUUUGUUUAUUCUUCGUUGUUAAUAAUAGUCAGAUAAAUUUGUUUUUAAAAUAAAGGCCAUCCAUUGAGAAACUCAAACCCGGCAUCCAUGAGAAUGAAGAAAUUGAUAUGUCAGGGAAAUCGUAAGGUUCAUAAGGGCCACUAUCAUAUAUGAGGAUUAUAUGAAGGUUACAUCAGGUUAAUAUCGUCGCCGUAUAGCCAAAGGGGCGUAACUGCCAACUUUGCGAGAUUUUUAAAAUUCAAGUUAAAUUGAAUUUACCCACUUUUUCCAACGUUUUUCACCAAUUAAUUUUGAUAAUAACAAAUGGGCGUAUCUCCAUAUAAUGAGAAUAAAAGGGGGGUAUCACCAGGACAUAUGCCCCUUUACUUUUAGUGUCUUGGCUGAUAUUCUAGUCGACUUAGAGCAUGAAUAAUUUUAAAGGGGUGUAAUUCGCAAUGGUCAGAAUGAAAGGGACGUAUCUCCAGCACAUGCGCUUGAUCAAUUGUAGUCUCUUGAUUGAUAUCCUAGGUCACCUGGAGCAUGAACAAUGGCAAAGGGGCGUAACUCUGCAGUGUAGGUUCUUGUUUUUUCUGCUUGUUGUAAUUCAUUUUACGAUUCCACUAAGGAUAACGAAUAUUCUCUCAGUUCCUCUAGCAUUUCUACAGUUAAUUAAAAGUACGGAGAGUACGGCUAAAUGGACUGGGAGGGCAAAAUGGGUCUGCUUCUCCAAGGUGUAUGACGGAUAAUGGCAAAGAGGCGCAAGUGCUGAAUUACGCCCCGUUGGUAGAGAUUUUAUUGUUAAUAUAUUUUUGUUCAGAAAUUGAACGAAAAGUCGAAAAAUCAUUGAAGCAGGAUAUACGUCCUUCUGGCUUUGAAAAAGAGAAUUUUUGCUACUUACGCCCUUUUGUCUAUACGGCGACGAUAUACAAAUCAUAUGGAAAUUUUAUGAAGAUGCUAUGGGGAUGUAAUAAAGGUGCAGGUGGUAAGGGGGUCAUAUUCCAUUCUCAUCCUCAUAGAAUCGGCCCUUAUAACCUUGAUGGCCCUUAUUAGAAUAAUGAGGUUCUGACCCUCAUCACCCUUACGAGCUUCUUAACCAUUAUCAGAUUCCAGAUGCUCGUGAUCCUUCACGACUUUCGACCCCUAUCAGGCUUAUGACUCUUCUGACCCUUAUGGAUGUAAAACGUGAAAGGUUCUGACCCUUGUCAGUUAACCCUUAUUAACCUACACUCAAAUGUCCCUCGAAAAAUCUAGCCUUUCCUG
Diachasma alloeum is the source of this 3036-nucleotide messenger RNA. Its product is annotated as MFS-type transporter SLC18B1. The record is from RefSeq and is a predicted model, not a curated record. Gene Ontology annotation, molecular function: transmembrane transporter activity. Lineage: Eukaryota; Metazoa; Arthropoda; Insecta; Hymenoptera; Braconidae. Bases 128 to 1621 code for a protein of 497 amino acids. The transcript is spliced from 8 exons. Gene Ontology annotation, biological process: transmembrane transport.